This is a messenger RNA of Carassius gibelio (silver crucian carp), 990 nucleotides long. Its product is annotated as serine/threonine-protein kinase pim-2-like. Gene Ontology annotation, biological process: negative regulation of apoptotic process; protein autophosphorylation; regulation of mitotic cell cycle. Bases 25 to 792 code for a protein of 255 amino acids. NCBI's taxonomy places the organism in Eukaryota, Metazoa, Chordata, Actinopteri, Cypriniformes, Cyprinidae. Gene Ontology annotation, molecular function: ATP binding; protein serine/threonine kinase activity. The transcript has 6 exons. The record is from RefSeq and is a predicted model, not a curated record. Gene Ontology annotation, cellular component: cytoplasm.
CACAAGCAAUAUAAAAUCGGCCGCAUGCUUGGUGAAGGAGGAUGUGGCAGUGUUUAUGAAGGGACUCGCUGCGAGGAUGGACUUAAGGUGGCUGUGAAAUGUUCAGAGAAGACGCCAGACAUGUCAUAUAUCAGUGUGCCUGGUCAUCCCAAUCGUCUGCCAAUGGAGAUUGGCCUGAUGCUCAUGGCCAACAAUGGCCCCAGCGUUUCCCAGAUCAUUAAGCUGCUCGACUGGGAGGAUGACACAGAUCACUACGUGAUAGUCAUGGAGCGACCAGUGCCUUGCGUGGAUUUGUUUACUUUCGUGGAUGAUGAAGAAAAGCUUGACGAGGGGAUUGCAAGAAAUAUUAUGCGGCAGAUCAUUGAUGCUGCUCAAACUUGCUGUGAUCGUGGCGUCUUCCAUCGUGAUAUAAAACUGGAGAACAUCUUGGUGAACCAGGACACCAUGGAGGUCAAAUUAAUUGACUUUGGGUGCGGGACAGUCAUGAAGAAAUCUACCUUCGAAUCCUUUAGUGGCACGAAAGAGUACUGUCCACCUGAGUUCAACUUGAAGGGCAGGUACCAAGCAAAGCCAACCACAGUGUGGACACUAGGGUUCAUCUUGUUUGAAAUGGUGUGCGGGGAAUGCCCUACAUCCUACGACCAUCACAAGAUCAGUGUGAACCUCUGGACCAGACCUGGCUUGUCAAAAGAAUGCCGCCAGAUGAUUUGUGAUUGUCUGCAGCCUGAUCCAGAGAAGAGACUCAGUCUGGACGAGAUGCAUCUCCACGACUGGUUUAAGGUCACAGAGUAAAACAUAACCUCAGAAAACAACUCCUGUCAAGGCCACCCUGUUGUUUUCUGUCUUCAGUCAGCUUUGCGUCUGGUGGACUGACACGAGUGACCUUUCCAUCAGUCCACUCUGGCCUUAGCGUAUUGCAGGCCCUUACCUUGAAUUAAAGCAGUCUGACUGUAUUGCUUGCUUGGGGAUCUGCAAAUAAUAAUUAAUUGU